AUGGCCACCAUACCCAUUGUCGUCAAACACUCUGGCAAAAAAUACGACGUUGAGGUCGAUACCACUGCCAAUGGAGAGACUCUCAAAUACCAGCUCUACAGUCUGACGGGCGUCGAGCCUGAACGCCAGAAGAUCCUCGUCCGGGGUGGACCCCUCAAGGAUGAAGCCGACAUGUCGAAGCUAGCCUUCAAGCCCGGCCAGGUCAUCAUGAUGAUGGGCUCGCCCGCCGAUGGCAGUGCUACCCUCACUCGACCUAAAGAGGCUAUCAAGUUUGUCGAGGACAUGACGGAAGCAGAGGCCGCACAGCAAGAGGGCGCAACUCCAGCUGGCCUUAUCAACCUUGGGAACACCUGCUACCUCAACUCGACUCUCCAGACCCUUCGAUCCAUCCCGGAGCUCCAACAGAGCCUGACUACAUACAAGGCCAAGGGCCCAGCCCCUCGCCCUGUCCAGGGCUCUCUUGGCCUGCAACCCGUCUCGCAGGCUGACCUGGCUACACCUCUUGUCGACCUGUACAAGAUGAUGGCGGAGACCCAGGACAGCGUGGCGCCCCACACAUUUCUGACCGUGCUGCGUUCCGUGUAUCCUCAGUUCGCCGAAAAAUCUAAGCAAGGCAAUGGCUUUGCUCAGCAGGACGCCGAAGAGGCAUGGUCGCAGAUUGUGAGCCAACUCAAGCAGCGCCUGGGUGAAGGAGAGGAUUCUUCCUUCAUCGACAAGUACAUGGCCGGAGCAAUGACUUCGACACUCGAAGCCGAUGAGCAGGAUGCUAGAGACGGCGGCGAGGAAACAAGCAAGUCAACCGAGACUUUCUUCAAGCUGAACUGUCACAUUGACGGCACAAUCAAUCACCUUCGGGACGGCAUUGCGGCGGGCCUCACGGAAAAGAUUGAGAAGAGAUCGGCGGUACUCGACCGUGACACGAACUUUACCAAGAAGUCACAGAUCUCGCGGCUGCCAAAGUACUUGACGGUCCAUUUUGUCCGUUUCUUCUGGCGCCGUGAUACUCAAAAGAAGGCGAAGAUCAUGCGAAAGGUUGUGUUCCCACACGAACUUGAUGCUGUUGAGUUCUGCAACGAUGAACUCAAGUCGAUGCUCAUUCCCGUCCGCGACAAGGUUCGCGAGAUCCGCAAGGAUGAGGAGGAUGUGCAGCGGGCUCGCAAGAGGCGCAAGAUUAACGCCAACGAUCGCGGCGACGUUGCUGGGUCCUCUGGCGCCCCACAGGAGAAGACGGCACUGGAGAAGGCCAACGAGAAGAAGGCACCCGUGAGCCAGCUGCCCAAGGUGUCGGGCGACGGCGACACAGAGAUGACAGAGACUUACAAGACGGAUGCCGAGUUUGACGCGGAGCGCGAUGCAUCUCUUCUGACGCUCAAGAAGGAGCUGGACGGACUCAUCAACCCGGCCCUCAGGCAGGACGAGGGUGCCAAUCAGUCGGGCUUGUACGAACUCCGUGGUGUGGUGACGCACCAGGGCUCGAGCGCCGACAGCGGUCAUUACACAGCGUCAGCGAGGUGCCAUCGACAUCCAUCGAUGGCUGGCGGGUGGUGGCGAGUCUCACUCUGCGCUCAUCCUGUUGUACAAGGCCAUUCCCCUGCCGACAGCAGAGGAGCCGAGCAGCUAAAGUAG
Messenger RNA from Verticillium alfalfae VaMs.102, 1626 nucleotides. Its product is annotated as ubiquitin carboxyl-terminal hydrolase. The transcript is spliced from 3 exons. The record is from RefSeq and is a predicted model, not a curated record. Lineage: Eukaryota; Fungi; Ascomycota; Sordariomycetes; Glomerellales; Plectosphaerellaceae. Gene Ontology annotation, molecular function: protein binding; proteasome binding; cysteine-type deubiquitinase activity. The coding region runs from base 1 to 1626 and encodes 541 amino acids. Gene Ontology annotation, biological process: proteasome-mediated ubiquitin-dependent protein catabolic process; regulation of proteasomal protein catabolic process; protein deubiquitination.